Arabis nemorensis is the source of this 954-nucleotide messenger RNA. The record is from the annotation of a GenBank genome assembly. NCBI's taxonomy places the organism in Eukaryota, Viridiplantae, Streptophyta, Magnoliopsida, Brassicales, Brassicaceae.
AUGGAGAAAGAGAUCUCGUUGUUGCUGUUUGUCAUGGUGUUUGCGAAUCUAACGUUCACGCCCGACGCCGCCAUCUCCGUUAGGGUUCCGUUUUGUGCUAUGAGGUCUGCUAAAGAUUACACCUUAGGGUUUCGAGAUCAGAGUUGUCCCGUUUCUGGUGAUGAAUUAGCCGAGCGUCCUCAUUUUGUUGCCGUCACCGAGGGUGAUGAGCUUUGGUUGCAAAUUGCUUUGGAUAUGAUUCAUAAGGAAAAAUGUGACUAUGUUGCUUUACUCUUCUAUGCAUCAUGGUGUCCAUUCUCAAGAUCAUUUAGACCAAGCUUCGAUGUCAUUGCUUCUCUCUACUCUUCCAUUCCUCACUUUGCAAUUAAGGAAUCAUCCGUCAAGCCGAGCACCCUCUCAAAGUAUGGAGUUCAUGGGUUUCCUACUCUAUUAGUUUUGAAUUCAACCAUGCGGGCACGAUACCGAGGGACCAGAAUGCUUGAUUCUCUUGUUUCUUUCUACAGCGAUGUUACCGGCAUCGAAAAGCUGGAUAAAACUUCUCUCGAGAGAAGCGUUUCAGUUCCUCAUCUUGGGAACCAAUACAACACUGAGCCAGAGAACUGCCCCUUCACAUGGGCAAGAUCACCUGAGAAUAUGCUUCGCCAAGAGACCUAUCUUACUCUUGCCAUUGUAUUCGUCUUGCUGAGAUUGCUUCACUUGAUUUUCCCUACACUCGUUGUGUUUAUGAAAUUCACUUGGAGAGGGAUUGCUCAGAACAUGAGACUGGAAAGCCUGCUAGAACAGACCGUCGGGUUUCUGAGCCGAGCUGUACAAUUAUGCAUGCAUCUUAAAGAGCCUUGCAAGAGGAGCAAUCUGCAAGGAGGAGCCAUGAACGCCAGAGCAUGGGCCUCUUUGGCCACUGUCUCAAUCGGGGAUUCAAGCUCAUCAAACAGACGAAGUUCAGCUUCUCAAUGA